UCAAGAAAGCUAUCAACACACUGGUACAAGAUGGAGAGGAGUUCACCAAGCAUUUGGGCAAGUAUAGAUCCUUGUGGUCUGAGCUUGAAUCAUUGAGGCCAAGCACGGCUGAUCAAGAGCUACUCAUGGAGAGGAGGGAGCAGGAUCAGGUGUUUGGAUUGCUGUUGACUUUGGAUCCUCCGUUCAAUGAUGUGAUCAAACACAUGUUGAGGAUGCCAAGUCUUCCAUCCAUGGAGGAAGUGUGUGCGCAGCUCCAGAAGGAGGAAGGAUCUCUUGGUCUCUUCGGAAGCAAGGGAGACUUAGCUCUAGCCAACAAGGCUGAGGAAGGAGCGCAAGCUAACCGUGCAGCAUACAAGACUGAUGAGAGGAAGUAUGGUGAUGAGAGGAGGUUUGGAGGCAACUGUGAUCACUGCAAGAAGCCGGGACACAAGAGGAGCCAGUGCUGGAUCCUUCAUCCCCAUCUCAAGCCGGCCAAGUUCAACAAGGAUCGAGAAGCCAGAGCUAACCUGUCUACUGAAGCAAGUGAAGCCGGUCCAUCAGGAGCAGGCUCAAGUGCACAAGUGGGUGAAAGCGCAGGCAAGGCAAUGGCAACUCACUACACGGCCGCAAAGAGUUUGGAGCAUGAAGUGAUCCGCAAAUCUGACAUUGAUGCCCUCAUCAAAGCUCUUAAGGAGUCUGGUACAUUCGGAAACACUCUUGGUUACUCUUAUACUGCUCAUAUGAUGCCUAGGAAUGAGAAUAGGUAAAUAGAUAUCAUUGAGAAAUUAAAACUGAGAAAUGAAUCACCUAGAACUCAUCUUGCUAGAGGCAUAAAACCAUUGAUUGUUGACUCUGGUGCAUCUCAUCACAUGAUUAGUGAUGAUAGCUUGAUCAAAAACAUAGAACCUGCUCAUGGUCAUGUAAUGAUUGCAAAUGGAGAUAGAAUUCCCAUUAAAGGUGUAGGAGACUUAAAGCUAUUUGAUAAGAACUCUAAAGCAUUUUACAUGCCUGAUUUUACU
This is a messenger RNA of Brassica napus (rape), 998 nucleotides long. RefSeq lists its product as uncharacterized. Lineage: Eukaryota; Viridiplantae; Streptophyta; Magnoliopsida; Brassicales; Brassicaceae. The record is from RefSeq and is a predicted model, not a curated record. The transcript is spliced from 2 exons. The coding region runs from base 126 to 746 and encodes 206 amino acids.